This is a messenger RNA of Dendroctonus ponderosae (mountain pine beetle), 1420 nucleotides long. RefSeq names its product pectinesterase. The record is from RefSeq and is a predicted model, not a curated record. The transcript is spliced from 2 exons. The coding region runs from base 105 to 1247 and encodes 380 amino acids. Gene Ontology annotation, molecular function: pectinesterase activity. Gene Ontology annotation, cellular component: cell outer membrane. Gene Ontology annotation, biological process: cell wall modification. NCBI's taxonomy places the organism in Eukaryota, Metazoa, Arthropoda, Insecta, Coleoptera, Curculionidae.
UUGAUUAAUUUGGUGAUACAACUGAUAACAAACACUUGUUCCAUAUGUAUAUAACGGCAGUCUUGCCGUGAAACCAGUACGAGUUUCACUCUUGUCUUGAUACAAUGAAGAUAGUAGGACUUCUCCUUUUGGCCGCUGCAAUUGCAUCAGCUGAUCAGACUGCGCCUGGCACAUCUACUCGACCAAUUCUUACAUCGACAGAAGCAUCCAGCUAUGCCAAAUCUAAUUAUCUUCAGGGAUGGAGCCCCAGUACUAUCAGCACCAGUACUGCUGACUACACGGUUGGGAGCGGAUACAGUACCAUCCAGGCAGCCGUAAAUGCCGCUAUCAAUGCUGGAGGCACAACCAGAAAGUACAUAAAAAUCCCCGCUGGCACCUAUAGUGAGGUAGUCUACAUUCCCAGUACAGACGUACCAUUGACAUUAUAUGGUGGUGGCAGUAGCGCUUCAAGUACCGUAAUAUCACUUAGCGUAUCGGCCACCUUAACAGGUUCAGCAUAUAAAACUGCAGUUGGUAGUCUAUUUUCGUCUGGUGAUCCAGCUUAUAGCAUGUACAGCGGCUGUGCAAGUAAAAGUGCUAUUGGAACCACGUGCUCUUCUGUAUUCUGGGUUAAAGCAGCUGCGGUGCAAAUCGUAAAUUUGACUAUAGAAAACUCUUCCAAAAACUCUGGAACUGAUCAGGCUGUAGCCUUACAAACAAAUGCCGAUAAAAUUCAAAUCGAUAACUGUCGCCUAUUGGGGCAUCAAGAUACGUUCUUUUCCGGAAACGGAGGUUCCACAGUGCAAAGAAGCCACGUUACAGACACCUACAUUGCCGGUGAUGUCGAUUUUGUUUUUGGAUCAGGCUCUACCAUAUUUGAAGGAUGCACCUUCCAUGCUCUUUCGGGACGUUCAACAGAAGCAGUAGUGUUUGCUCCAGACACCGAUCCUAGUAUCUCCUACGGCUACCUAGUUGUGGAUAGUACCAUUACUGGUGAUACUUCAUUUGCCACUUCUAAAGAAGUGCACCUAGCUCGCUCUUGGGACAAUGGUGUGUCUUCAUCAAGUGACUACGUAGUCGGAACUUCACCAAAUGGGCAAUUAGUUAUAAGGACAACUACCAUUGAUGACGUUAUUGACACCACGGCCCCAUAUGCUGCCGCUACUAGCGGCAGGGCCUAUUCAGGUGAUGCUGCGAGCAGUCGAAAUUUGAAUAAUAAUAAUUACAACAGAUUCUGGGAAUAUGCCAAUACUGGCGAUGGUGCAUAACUUCAUAUGAUUGAAAUCGAAAGUAGAUGUAUUUUAAUCAAUUGUAUCUUUUGUUAACACAAAGGCUAAAUAUUGUACUACUACUAAUUGACUGCAUCACUUGGGUGUUCUAACAGAAAUUUUAAUUAAAUUGUAAAUGAUAUUCCAUUAAAGAUGUCAAGCCAUUGAACGUA